AUGAGGUACGUUCUAACGGAGCUUAUGCAAAGUGAUCUACACAAAAUUAUUGUGUCACCACAACCGCUAACCUAUUAUCGCGCUCCAGAGUUGUUGAUGGGAGCUCGAAGGUAUACCGGUGCUGUAGAUAUCUGGUCAGUUGGAUGCAUUUUUGCCGAGCUUCUUGCUAGGCGGAUAUUAUUCCAAGCUCAAGGACCAAUUGAUCAGGUAGGCGGAGUUUUUACUCAACUAUAA
Cylicostephanus goldi is the source of this 234-nucleotide messenger RNA. The record is from the annotation of a GenBank genome assembly. Lineage: Eukaryota; Metazoa; Nematoda; Chromadorea; Rhabditida; Strongylidae.